AUGUGCACGGGCAUCAUAUCUGCCGGUGGCAAGCCUUUGCCGGUUCCCUCCCCUUUUGUCAACCAUCUCCUCUUCCGUCGUGGUUCCUUCAUCCAACGCUGCCUUCAGCCGCCAAUCUUUGCACCCCGCGUAGAGAGAACAGCCGGCCUUCGUCCCCGAUCAUCAAACCUUUUGACCGCCAAUCCGCCAUGCUAUAUCGCCGGGCAUAUCAUCCUCCACUUCGAGCAUCCACAACUUUGUAUCCUGUCGCCCUCACUCUCAUUGUGCCUUGCAAAGGUUCCCAGCUAUUCCUCCUGGCUAUUCUGCCAAUCUCCGGCUGGUAGUCAAGUAGAGAAGGGAAUAGAUGCGGGGCCGAAUGACUCGAAGGAGUACCCCGAGGAGGUGAGGAAUCUGGUACCACAAUCGGCCUCAUCUACUCCUGCCCCUCCAAGAACGGAAGCCCUAAAGUCCACCGACGAAGGCCCUGUCGCCACCGCUCGGAAGCUUCUGAUCUCGUCUCCCACGCCUUCACUGGAUCCCAGAAUUGCCCUUUGGAUGAACGAAACGCGUUCAUAUGCGGGAACAAUCACGAUCGACAAAGAUAAGCAAAGAGCAUCCCGUACCGCGAGAGAGGCAUCCCAGGCCCGCUUUUCCAUCAACGGUGUACCUCAGCUGGUUUUCUUUGUGGAUGGAUCAAUCCAGGGCCUUUCGGGUAGGAGAUUGGACCAGGGUUGGACAAAUGGAGGCUAUAGGGUGGUCUUCAGGAACCCUUUUGACGAUACAAUCCCUUUUGUAUCUCGUUACAAAAACCCCAUUCGAUUGCUCGACAACCCGAAAAUCAGGGCGUUACAGCAGGGCGUCGACAAUGACUAUGUUCUCGAGGAGGAAGGGGAAGUUUACGAUGACCCGUCUCGGGUUGUGGACUUCACGGUCCUGUGUUAUGGGUCCAGGAAAGUAUUUUCAGUACCUCAAGUCGAGCUUGCAGCCGUAUCGCAGGCCCAAGAGACAGCGAUUCGAUAUAUUGACAAACAUCAGCCCCCGACGUCGGCCGUGACUAUCUACUCGGAUGCAACUUGUGUGUUGGAGAGGAUCGAAAAAGGUAUCAUUUCUGAUCCGCCGAAGGGGUUUACGUUGAGAUUGUGGUCCAAGGUUUCAAAUCCGCUGGUGCGAGCCAUCAUCUGGCAGUCGCAUUACUUGCGGUCGCGCGGGUGUCAGCUUGAGAUCAGAUGGAGUCCUCGCUGUAGUGCUCUUGGCCCUGCUCUCGCCGACGCUGCUGCGUGCGUGUGGAGGGAAUGGCCAGAGAAGGCGUUGUCGCAGCGUCACCUUGCUGUGGAUGUUAGAGACGGAAUGUUGGACAAGUUGAGCGAGGAAAUUAAUAAGAGCUCAUAA
This is a messenger RNA of Neurospora crassa OR74A, 1368 nucleotides long. RefSeq lists its product as hypothetical. NCBI's taxonomy places the organism in Eukaryota, Fungi, Ascomycota, Sordariomycetes, Sordariales, Sordariaceae. The transcript has a single exon. The record is from RefSeq and is a predicted model, not a curated record. The coding region runs from base 1 to 1368 and encodes 455 amino acids.